Molecule: messenger RNA, 1821 nt
Organism: Vitis riparia (riverbank grape)
Lineage: Eukaryota; Viridiplantae; Streptophyta; Magnoliopsida; Vitales; Vitaceae
Exons: 1
Coding region: 1-1821 (606 amino acids)
Biological process (GO): DNA integration
Molecular function (GO): nucleic acid binding; RNA-DNA hybrid ribonuclease activity
Source: RefSeq, a predicted model, not a curated record
AUGAAGCUUAACCCAGCCAAAUGCGCAUUCGGGGUAAGCUCGGGGAAGUUCCUGGGGUUUAUGGUUACCCAAAGAGGAAUCGAAAUCAAUCCAGAUCAGGUGAAGGCUGUCGCCAACAUGCUUGCACCAACAAACAAGAAGCAGUUGCAACGCCUCACUGGCAAACUCAUCGCUCUCGGACGGUUCAUAGCUCGAUUCACAGACAAGAUGAAGCCUUUCUUCCUGGCACUCAGAGAUAUCAAUAAAUCCGGAUGGACGCAAAACUGUCAAAAUGCAUAUGAAGAAAUCAAGCGAUAUCUUUCUCAACCCCCCAUUCUAAGCAGUCCGCAACCUGGGGAGAGGCUAUACCUGUAUCUAGCAGUUACCGAUUGGGCUGUUAGCGCAGUCAUGCUCCGUUCCUUGUCGCCCCGAGAGCAAAGACCCGUAUAUUUCAUCAGCAAAGUGCUUGCCGAUGUAGAAACAAGAUAUUCAAGGAUGGAAGAGACUGCCCUGGCGUUGCGCACGACCGCUCAGAAACUGCGUCCAUAUUUCCAAGCUCACCCCAUAACCGUACUCACCAAUCAACCUCUCAGGAAUGUCCUACAUAAACCAGACAUAACAGGCAGGAUGCUACGAUGGGCGAUAGAGUUGAGCGAAUAUGGGAUAGGUUAUCAACCCAGAUUAUCCCUGAAUGGACAAGUCAUGGCAGACUUUAUAGCAGAAUUGCCUGAAGCGUGCCCCCCGGAUAAAGAAUCAACUUCGGAUGAUCGGUGGUCUCUGUAUGUUGAUGGAGCCUCCCGCUCGUCCGGAUCAGGAGUCGGACUUCUCCUCGAAGCACCAACCGGGGAACGACUGGAGCAAUCCAUCCGUCUGGAUUUUCCCACUUCAAACAAUGAGGCUGAAUAUGAGGCCAUCCUAUCCGGAUUGGACCUUGCAAUCACUUUGAACGCCUCAAAAGUCAAAAUCCACAGCGACUCCCAGCUCGUCGUGGGGCAAAUACUAAAAGAAUACGAGGCCAAGGACGAGCGCAUGGCCAAAUACUCAUUAAAAGUACAAGAGUCACUCAACCGGCUAGAAGAAUGGAUCAUUGAGAAAAUCCUAAGGGGAGAUAAUGUGCAGGCCGACGCUUUGGCAGGAAUAGCUGCAUCAUUUCCCGUAAAAGAGUCAACAAUGCUACCGGUAUACGUUCAAGCCACUCCCGCCAUUACUGAAUCACACGUUUGCAAUGUGAGCCCAAAGGAAGAUGACUGGGCCGUCGACAUCAGAGUUUAUUUACAAUCGGGGGCAUUGCCUGAAAAUCCCAAGCACGCCCACAAAGUUCGGGUACAAGCAUCCCGUUUUACCCUAAUCGGAGGUGAACUCUACAAGCGAUCCUUCGGAGGUCCGUACCUCAGAUGCUUGAUCCAGCCGAAAAUCCAAUAUGUUCUAUCCGAACUUCAUGAAGGCGUUUGCGGGAACCACUCAAGGGGCAGAACCCUAGCGCACCGGGCGCAUUCAGAAGGAUAUUAUUGGCCUAUAAUGAGGCAGGACGCAAUGAUCCAUGUCAGGAAAUGCGACAAGUGCCAAAGACAUGCGCUAAUCCCGUAUAUGCCCGCUGAGAUGUUAAACUUAGUAACAAGCCCCUGGCCUUUCACACAAUGGGGGGUGGAUAUCAUGGGACCCUUUCCCACUACAGCCGCUCAGAAGAAGUUUCUGCUCGUUGCUACCGAUUAUUUCAGCAAGUGGGUAGAAGCUGAAGCCUACGCAAGCAUCAAGGACAAGGACGUCAAAAGGUUCGUCUGGAAAAAUAUAGUGUGUCAAUUUGGAAUCCCUCAGGCAAUCGUGACCGACAACGGCCCUUAG